Messenger RNA from Rhinichthys klamathensis goyatoka, 1627 nucleotides. It is a transcript of the gene pmpca, whose product is annotated as peptidase, mitochondrial processing subunit alpha. Lineage: Eukaryota; Metazoa; Chordata; Actinopteri; Cypriniformes; Leuciscidae. The transcript is spliced from 13 exons. Gene Ontology annotation, molecular function: metalloendopeptidase activity; metal ion binding. Bases 28 to 1581 code for a protein of 517 amino acids. The record is from RefSeq and is a predicted model, not a curated record. Gene Ontology annotation, cellular component: mitochondrion.
AAGGUUCAUGGUCAAAUAGAAUCCAACAUGGCUGCUCACAUGUCCAGAUUGAGGGGCUGGAGCCGAGCGCAGAGGUAUGGCAUCGCAGUAUGUAGACCUUACAGCAGUGGCAGUGCGUAUCCCAAUGUGUCCCUGUCCACACCGCUGCCCGGGAUUCCCAAACCUCUCUUUGCUUCUGUGGACGGCCAUGAGAAACACGAGACUAAAAUCACCACCUUAGAAAACGGACUCAAAGUUGCAUCGCAGAACAAAUUUGGUCAAUUCUGUACGGUUGGAAUUUUAGUAAAUUCAGGCUCGCGUCAUGAAGCAAAAUAUCCCAGUGGAAUUGCACACUUUUUGGAAAAGCUUUCCUUUUCUUCUACAGCCCAGUUUGGAAGUAAAGAUGAAAUUCUCCUAACACUUGAGAAACAUGGAGGCAUAUGUGACUGCCAAACAUCCAGAGACACAACGAUGUAUGCUGUUUCAGCUGAAGUGAAGGGUCUAGAAACUGUGGUGAACCUUCUGUCAGAUGCAGUUCUACAGCCUCGUUUACUUGAUGAGGAGAUUGAGAUGACCAGAAUGGCUGUUCGGUUUGAGUUGGAGGAUCUGAACAUGAGACCUGACCCGGAGCCUUUACUAACUGAAAUGAUUCAUGCAGCAGCAUACAGGGGCAACACCGUGGGCCUGCCUCGCUUCUGCCCUGCCAACAAUGUUGAGAAGAUCGACAAGAGGCUGCUUCAUAAGUACCUGCAGAGCUAUUACUGCCCGGAGCGCAUGGUGCUGGCCGGGGUUGGGAUUGAACAUGAGCAGCUUGUUCAGUGUGCCAGGAAGUAUCUCCUAAAUGUUAAACCUGUAUGGGGCGUGAGCACACCUGCCAACGUCGACCUGUCUGUAGCACAAUACACGGGCGGCAUUGUUAAGAUGGAGAAGGACAUGUCCGAUGUGAGUUUGGGUCCGACACCCAUUCCUGAACUAACGCACAUCAUGAUUGGGCUGGAGAGCUGCUCCUUUUUGGAGGAUGACUUCAUCCCCUUUGCAGUCCUCAAUAUGAUGAUGGGAGGCGGAGGGUCCUUCUCUGCCGGAGGGCCAGGAAAAGGCAUGUUCACCCGUCUCUACCUUAAUGUGCUCAACAGGCAUCACUGGAUGUACAAUGCUACUUCGUACCACCACAGCUAUGAAGAUAGUGGUGUUCUGUGUAUCCAUGCAAGUGCAGACCCUAGACAGGUGCGAGAAAUGGUGGAGAUCAUUACAAGGGAGUUUAUUCAGAUGACUGGGACAGCAGGAGACAUGGAGCUAGAGAGAGCCAAGACACAACUGAAAUCCAUGCUCAUGAUGAACCUGGAGUCUCGACCCGUCGUCUUUGAAGACGUGGGUCGACAAGUACUCGCGACAGGCAAGAGGAAGCUGCCGCAUGAGCUGUGCGAGCUCAUCAGUAAUGUUACGGCCAGUGACAUCAAGAGAGUCACAGCGAAAAUGCUGCGUAGUAAGCCUGCGGUAGCUGCGCUGGGAGAUCUGACAGAGCUGCCCUCGUACGAGGACAUUCAAGCCGCUCUCUCGAGUAAAGAUGGACGUCUGCCUCGCAUAUACCGCCUGUUCCGAUAGGGGACCGACGGCUGACACCAUCUAGAGACAAAUAGGAGCACUGACC